Molecule: messenger RNA, 4459 nt
Organism: Piliocolobus tephrosceles (Ugandan red Colobus)
Lineage: Eukaryota; Metazoa; Chordata; Mammalia; Primates; Cercopithecidae
Gene: SHROOM2
Product: shroom family member 2
Exons: 5
Coding region: 603-1955 (450 amino acids)
Biological process (GO): actin filament organization
Cellular component (GO): cortical actin cytoskeleton; apical junction complex; apical plasma membrane
Molecular function (GO): actin filament binding
Source: RefSeq, a predicted model, not a curated record
AAGCAGAUGUCCAGUGUCGGGAAGGCAGCCUAGGAUCACAGCAGCACCCACCGAGUCAGAACGCACCGAAGCCACCCGCAUUGUCUGAGCCAUCUCCCUCCCAGGGAGCCCCAGAGCUGCCCCAGGAGGGCCGGGGCCGAGCAGGAACCCUACCUCGAGAUUAUAGAUACUCGGAGGAGAGCAUCCCAGCAGACUUGGGACCCCGAGCCCACAGCCCUGGGUCACCCCUGCAUGCUCGAGGACAAGACUCGUGGCCAGUGAGCUCAGCCCUGCUCACCAAGAGGCCAGCCCUACAGAGGCCACCACCACCCAAGCGCGAGCCCAGGAGAUACAGGGCCACAGACAGCGCGCCUGCCGACGCACCCCUGGCCGUCCUUGGCAGGCCCUUCCCAACACCGUCCCCUGCGUCCCUGGAUGUGUGUGUGGCCCGUCUGUCCCUCUCCCACAGCCCCUCUGUGUUCAGCAGUGCCCAGCCCCAGGACACCCCGAAGGCCGCUGCCCGUGAGCGUGGAAGCCAGCAUGUGAGUGGGGACACAUCCCUUCCUCUGCCAGAAGCACCGCUCCCUCCCAAGCAGCAGCACCUGCGCCUGCAGACGGCCACCAUGGAGACCUCGCGCUCCCCCUCGCCCCAGUUCGCCCCCCAGAAGCUGACAGACAAACCUCCCCUGCUCAUCCAGGAUGAGGAUUCAACCAGAAUUGAGCGGGUGAUGGACAACAACACCACGGUGAAGAUGGUGCCCAUCAAGAUCGUGCACUCGGAGAGCCAGCCAGAGAAGGAGAGCCGCCAGAGCCUGGCGCGCCCUGCCGAGCCACCCGCCCUGCCCCGCGGGCUGGAGAAAGACCAGAUCAAGACGCUGAGCACGUCGGAGCAGUUCUACUCCCGCUUCUGCCUGUACACGCGUCAGGGUGCUGAGCCCGAGGCCCCACAUAGGGCCCAGCCAGCUGAGCCCCAGCCCCUGGGCACCCAGGAGCCCCCGGAGAAAGACCGCUGCGCCUCCCCUCCGGGGCUCAGCUACAUGAAGGCCAAAGAGAAGACUGUGGAAGACCUGAAGUCGGAGGAGCUGGCCAGGGAGAUUGUGGGGAAGGAUAAGUCCCUGGCCGACAUCCUGGAUCCCAGUGUGAAGAUCAAAACCACCAUGGACUUGAUGGAAGGCAUCUUCCCCAAAGACGAGCACCUCCUGGAAGAAGCCCAGCAACGGAGGAAGCUGCUUCCCAAAAUCCCCUCUCCUAGAAGCACAGAGGAGAGGAAAGAGGAGCCCAGCGUGCCUGUGGCCGUAUCCCUGGCCACCAAUUCUACCUACUACAGCACGUCGGCCCCCAAGGCGGAGCUGCUGAUCAAGAUGAAGGACCUGCAGGAGCAGCAGGAGCGCGAAGAGGAUUCGGGCAGCGACUUGGACCAUGACCUGUCGGUGAAGAAGGAGCUCAUCGAGAGCAUCAGCCGCAAGCUGCAGGUGCUUCGGGAAGCCCGCGAGAGCCUGCUGGAGGACGUGCAGGCCAACACUGUGCUGGGGGCCGAGGUAGAGGCCAUCGUGAAAGGCGUCUGCAAGCCCAGCGAGUUUGACAAGUUCCGGAUGUUCAUUGGAGACCUGGACAAAGUGGUGAACCUCCUGCUGUCACUGUCAGGCCGCCUGGCCCGGGUGGAGAAUGCCCUCAAUAAUUUGGACGACAGCGCUUCUCCUGGUGAUCGGCAAUCACUGCUUGAGAAGCAGAGAGUCCUGAUCCAGCAGCACGAGGACGCCAAGGAGCUCAAGGAGAACCUGGACCGCCGCGAGCGCAUCGUCUUUGACAUUUUGGCCAACUAUCUGAGCGAGGAGAGCCUCGCGGACUAUGAGCACUUCGUGAAGAUGAAGUCGGCCCUCAUCAUCGAGCAGCGGGAGCUGGAAGAUAAAAUCCACCUUGGUGAAGAGCAGCUGAAGUGCUUGUUCGACAGCCUUCAGCCUGAAAGGGGCAAAUAAGAGACCAGUCCCCCGUGGAGGAGGGGCACGGGGCUCCGAGCUCCAGCUCCGUUCCCAAGGAUACUCGUGAAGACCCCGCCGGUGUUCAUGCCCUGGAAAGAGACUUCUCCCAUAGCAAAGAGGCUGUUAGAAAAGCAAUAACUUUUGUGUUUGUGUGGGAUGAUUUAUUUAAUUUUGUAGUUUCCCUUUUGAUUGCUGAGAGCCAUUUUCCUUUACACAUAACUACAUCUGGCACUAGGCUCUGCCGGAUGUGAGUUUCCACUGCAGGGGCUGUGGGCUGGGCCUGUGGUGCAUGCUGAGUGGUCACUGUCAGUGGGAAACCCGUUGUUCCUCCCGUCUUCAGAUGCUGAGCCAACUGCUUGGACAGCGGCCAGCACGUCAUGACGUGCAUGAGAGGGGGACCCUGGUGCUCAUCUUCUCUUGUGAUUCAUCCAGGCAUGGGCUGCCAGGUUUUGUCCCUGCUCGUUCAACAGUGUGAGCAUUUGUCUCUGUUAUCUAAUGAUGUUCUCUGACCCAGCAGAAGUCAUCAUCAUGAUGAUGAUAAUUUAUUAACUUUUUGGAAAGGUGAAUAGUUUCCUAAUGGUUAAAAACCAACUGUGAAAGGAACAACCUGUGUGGUUAGGUUCACUCAUUCUAAGAUUAAAUUGCCACUUAAAGAAAUAACGUGCAUGCUUUAAAAAACACAGUCACACAUCAAGCAGGCAAAUAGCUUUAGUCCUUCUCACCUAACAUCACAGUUUUUCUGCAAAGUAAAAUUUUUUGGUUAAGAGUGUGUCCAGUAGUAAUGUGCUUGUUAGCUGUUCCUCAAGACCAACAGAAUAUUUUUUCAAUUGCUUUCCCCCCAUGUAUUUUGUAUGCAUAUGGUUGUCCAUCAUAAUUGGCUACUUUUCCAUUGUUUCCUCCUUAAAUCAUUUAGCGUGGCAUGAGGGCCACAUUCCAUGUACGGGAAGACCCCUUCCCCUGGCUCUUCAGAGAUCCCAUGGACUACACAACUCCUGAGCUUGAUCUUUUUCUGCCAUGAAGUUUAAAGAUUCUAUGCCCAUUUCCUUGAUUGAAAUGGCAGGAUUCUAAAGAGAGCCUGGUUUAUUAAAAGAAAACACUGUCAUGCUGUCAGUUUCCAAUUGACAAGUCACAGACUGGGAGAAAAUAUUUGCAAAUCAUGUAUCUGACAAAAGGUUUGCGUCCAGGAUGUACAAAGAACUCUCAAACUGGAUAGUAAGAAAACAAACAGCCCAAGUGAAAAGCAGGCAAAAGACUCGAAUAGACACUUCACCAAAGAGCAUACACGCGUGUGCAACAAGCACACGAAAAGACGUUCAGCCGCCGGUGGCUUGGUUAUAAUUUAUAACUUACUUAUUUUUAUCUAAUAAUUGUAGAUUCAGUGUAUUUCUUCAAAAACUGUUUAAUUAAAUGCAUGUUAAUGGUGAGUGAAUCCCUUGGGUGACUUCGUGUUUAGGCCGUAUUAGGGCAUUUGUUGGAUCAACGGAUCAUUUUAAUCCUGACUUCCCCUUAUUCCCAUAAAAGAUGUUUUCCAGUGGAAUGGAGAUUUCAUUUUGUCAGCAGCAGUGACCACAGCCUUACCAAAGCAGACACGUGCGCGUGCACAGACGCACACACACAGAUGUCUUAAAAGACUGGAAUCCACACUGCCUGAGCCAGAGGGGCCGUGUUGGCGGUAAUGCCUUCUAUAGAGCCAAGUCCAAACUGGCAAGCUCGAUGCAGGCAAUAAACAGCUUUUUUGGCAGCCUACCAAUGCCAGAAGGAUAAAUGUCUUUCCAAAAGUGUGUAUUCCUGUUCAAUUAAGCUCUUGCUAACUUGAAAACUCCCUGUUCUGCCAGCCAAGCUCCCUCCUCCUCUCCAGCUGGUGGUCACUCGCUGUGAAUGUUGGUCAGUCUGAAAAGGUGAAGCUAGCUGUGCACUUAGCCCCAUCUUUCUCCCUCAGGGAGAGGACCCAAGGAAUUUCAGAGAAUUUUGUUUGACAGAGCUUUUACCUGUUAUUCUUUGCCCUCAAAACCACUAUAUUGGUGAUUUUGAGAGCUGUGUAAAAUGUGAAUAAUCCAAUUAGUGUGUCUGUACUCAGCCUUUUGAUGUCUUUUUAGGACUUUCUCUUCUACAUAGCAAUACAUAGUGCUCGCGUAUCCUUGUAGCAAAGCACAUCGAGUCAGCUGUCCUGUCAGUUCCCCUGUUUGCCUCUGAAACGUCUGGUUAGUGGGGACCCAAAGAUUCUAGUGAGUCAACAUCCAUAACUGUGUUAUCUAGUUGUAUUAUUCAUAGAAAAGCAAUCUGGUGCUAAUGUUGGCCCUGGUGUUCUUGGGUGGCAGCUGCUCCUUCCCCCUCUUGUAGCGUGGCUGUGGAGGGCUCUGCCUAUGGGAGGUGGCCUGUGGCUUAUAUCCUUCAGUCCACCGCGGCAAAUGUGUGUAGAUUUCAUGCUCGACGCUUACCACUCACCUAUCAACAGAUCAUCCCGCUUGACUGUAACAAAAUAAAGUGUCUCUUCAAGUGAA